AUGAUGCCGAGGGGAGGACAGUGCUUCGAGAAGCUUCGGCGAUUUUUUCGGACGGUUUUCUUCGUGGCGGCAUUGGUGGCGUCGCUGCUCGUGACGUCACUGCCGGUGCUCGUCGCGGUCGUCGACGUGCUCGUCCCAUGCGUUCUCGUUUCCAGCUUCACCUGCGUCAACUGCUACGGCUUCAAGGAGCAUUUACGUCGUUACGCUUUCAAGAGCUCCUUGACGGAUAUUCCUCUCGUUUCGGUCAUACGAUCCCUCAUCAUUAUCUGUGUUUACUCCAUUUGUGAUGGCCCGGCACUUUCGCACGGUCCUUACCUUGGAACUGUGACUCUGUCGUCCUUCAUCUCAAUUGUCCUCCUAUCAGUCAAAGCUUGUGUUUUCUCUGUAAACUCCCAGAUUGAAGCAGACGCUGCUAUUUCCCCUACAAGACAGAGACUCCAUUUAAAGAAGUCAUGGGGAAUGCCUGUCUUAUUUCUCUCGUCAGUUGUGUUUGCUCUUGGCCACACUGUGGUUGCUUAUAGAACCAGCUGCAGAGCAAGGAGGAAGCUCAUGUUUCAUCGAGUUGACCCCGAAGCGGUCCUUUCGUGCAAGAAUGUUUUCUCCGGAUAUCAGAAGGUCCCUCGGUCUCCUGUUCCCUCCGAGGGGAGAACCCCAAAAAGUGACGGUGAAAUGAAAAGGAGGACUUUUGGAACAGCUCGUGAUGAAGAACUGCCACUCAGAUUACUUGCAGACUCAGAGAGCUUAUUCAUCCCCUACCAAGGUCUUUUUCUGCAUUACAAGCUCAGCAUGCCUGGUUCACCUCCACUUAAUAUGUCGUCAACAUUUUCAUCAGUGUCUGGGAGGUUGUCAAAGUUUAAUAGACAUUUGACGUGUAUAUCUCCAAAAGUCCAACGGCAACUCUACCGCAGCUAUAGCAAUCACUUAUGUGGCUCAUCUCUGUAUGCUCCUCUUUUAGAUGGACAAGUAACCUCUCCCCAUCUUAAUGAAGAAAUCCCUGUUUUGCAUCUAGAUGAAAUUUGUGAAGACGAGGAAACAAUUAAAUUAGAGUCCUUGUCUUCGGAGCAAAAUGUAGUGGACAUUGGUCAAGUAGGUAUUGUUUUGAUACAUGGGUUUGGUGGAGGGGUCUUCUCUUGGCGACAUGUUAUGGACCCUCUGGCCCGGCAGAGUAAUUGCACAGUUGCUGCAUUUGACAGGCCUGGUUGGGGAUUGACUUCAAGACUGAGUCGGGAGGAAUGGGAGAAGAAAGAGCUGCCUAAUCCUUAUAAACUUGAAAGUCAGGUUGAUCUCCUUUUGUCUUUCUGUUCUGAGAUUGGAUUUUCUUCGGUUGUGCUAAUUGGUCAUGAUGAUGGAGGGUUGCUUGCUCUGAUGGCUGCACAGAGAGUUCAAACAUCAAUGAAUUCUUUCAAUGUUACAGUGAAAGGGGUUGUAUUGUUGAAUGUUAACUUGUCAAGGGAAGUAGUUCCUUCCUUUGCUAAAAUCCUUCUGCAUACAUCACUUGGAAAGAAACAUUUGGUUCGUCCACUAUUAAGAACAGAAAUUACCCACGUGGUCAAUCGGCGGUCAUGGUAUGAUGCUACCAAACUGACAACAGAAGUUUUGACUCUGUAUAAGGCUCCACUAUAUGUAGAAGGAUGGGAUGAAGCACUUCACGAGAUUUGUAAAAUGUCAUCGGAAACCAUCCUUAGUGCAAAAAAUGCAGACUUAUUGCUACAAUCUGUAGAAGAUAUUCCUGUGUUGGUCAUAGCCGGUGCUGAAGAUUCACUCGUGUCAACGAAAUAUUGUCAAGCAAUGGCGUCCAAAUUUGUAAAUUCUAGACUGGUUGCAAUAUCCGGAUGUGGUCAUCUACCCCACGAGGAGUGUCCAAUGGCGUUGCUUGCGGCUAUAUCACCCUUCAUUAAUAAACUUUUCUCUGUAUAUAACUCGCAAAGCCAAUAG
Molecule: messenger RNA, 1935 nt
Organism: Sphenostylis stenocarpa
Lineage: Eukaryota; Viridiplantae; Streptophyta; Magnoliopsida; Fabales; Fabaceae
Source: the annotation of a GenBank genome assembly